AUGACGGGUACCAUCGGCAAUCGCUACAAAGUCUACUGCCGAGGGAAGAGCAAAAGCGGGAAAAGUGCCGCGGGCAGCAACAUCAUUGUGAACUCUGCGCCUUGUGCGCCCGGUGACUUAACCAAAAGCGAAUGGAGUGAACUGGACGAGUCGGUCGAACCAGCUACCAUGCGCCCAUUGGUUCACAGUUCAAAUUUGGCAUCGGACAGUCGCGUUCGCAUCGUCCAGUGGAUUUCAUCGUAUCGCGAUGCCAUGAUUGGGGAAACAGGAAGCAUUGGAGAGUCAGACGUUGACGCAGAGACCCGAUCUGCGCCCGGCGAUCUUGGUGGCACCCCUAAACGCACACGUGCCACAAAAUGGAGCCACAGUCGCCAAGCCUCACAAGGCGUUCCAUACCGUUAUGUCGAGAAACCUCGUCGAAUUCGUGACAUUCGCGAUAAACAAUGGCAGGAAAAACAAAAUGAAAUCAUUGAACUGGAGAUGAGUGUGCUUGCACAAGAAUCGCAGUGUGGGAUUGGGAAAUGGAGGCCUCCUCGCCUAUCAUUUCUCGGCUCACGGAAAUGGAUGAUAUUCUUGCUGUGCUGGUACUGCGCAGUACAAGGUGUAAUUGUCAAUGGUCUCGUUCCUGCAGCGAUCUCUUCAAUUGAACGUCGCUUCAAACUUAGCACUAGCACUAUGGGUCGCAUCGUACAGUUCUAUGAUUUUGGAUACGUUUUGUUUUGCAUCCCGGUGUCUUACUUCGGUGGUCGGCACAGUAAACCGGUCGUUCUUGGUGCUGGAUUAGCUCUUAUUGCUACUGGUAGUAUUUUGUUUUCUACACCGCAUAUGUUGGCGGAUAGUUAUUCAACAAAUCAGGAAAAUAAGGCCUAUGGAACUUGCUCAAUUCAAACACCCUGGAACAUUUCUGAUGCCGAUGCAAUGGCCUUAACCGCCAGUUGUGAGGCGGAAAAGCAGAACCAGCCAGGGACAUUUCGUUAUGUGGUUUUAUUUUGCUUGGCACAUUUUCUACACGGUGUAGGAGCGACCCCUCUUUACACUAUAGGAGUUUCAUAUAUAGAUGAGAAUGUAGGAAAAGCGUUGUCGUCGUUGUAUGUGGGGAUCUUUUAUUCGUUCGCUGUUUUUGGCCCAGCGGCAGGAUUUUUGUCUGCUGGCUCUUUUCUUACAUACCAUACCGAUUUCUGGCAUCUUCCCGCUGAACAGAUUCUGAGGGUAAGUGGAGAUGAAUCAGAUCCCUCAUGGGUUGGAGCUUGGUGGCUUGGGUUCGUUCUCGCCUCUGUGGUGGCCCUCGUAGCUGUGAUCCCAAUAAUCUGCCUUCCAAAGGUGCUUCCCGAGUCAUUGAAAUGGCAUAGGAACCGACUUGUCGAGACCUCCCAGACAACUCGAAGACGCACUCCUGAAUGCUGCGGCCUUUCUGGCACGAAUAAAACUGCAGCUCUCUACAGAGAUGCUCCGUCGCAAGAAGAUUCCACGUUAUUGCUAACAACGAUUGCACAUCGUGGGAGAGGUCCUCUCUGGUACAAGCUUUGGCUAGAUGUUCGACACAUACCGAUUGCCAUCUACCGAAUUCUUACAAAUGCUCCAUUUAUGUUGAUUACACUUGCCAUGGCGAUUGACAGCUUAAUCAUCACUGGUGCAUCCUCAUUCAUGUCAAAAUACCUGGAGCGACAGUUCAGCGUUCCACCAAGUAACUCUAGUUUCCUCAUCGGGUGUAUUAUGGUGCCAAUGGCGGGAGUUGGGUGCAUGAUUUCUGGCUUUAUCGUGCAGUAUUUCCGCCUGAAUUGCGUGACAACACUUAAACUAUCUGUGGGAUUGCUUUUCGUUUCACUGGUACUUACUCCAAUGUAUCUCAUCUAUUGCCCACAUGAUCCGCUUGUUGGAGUCGAAACAACUUAUCCUGAUCGCGACGGUCACAUGUCUGUGGGUAGUAACUAUUCAGAAGUAGAGCCAACAUUGCGAAGUGCUUGUAACUCACACUGUUUGUGUAGUGAAGCUGAAUUCCACCCAGUAUGCGCUCAGUAUGCGGAUGGACGGCAGCUUUCUUACUACUCACCCUGCUUUGCAGGGUGCUCGGAAGCGUAUUCUCCUAUGCAGAAGUUCUAUACUAACUGCUCGUGUGUAGUCGAAACAGCACGUCUGCAAUUGCGUCAAGUUAAAAAGGGAAUAUGUCAGUCAAACUGCAAGGGACUUCUCGGUUUUCUUAUCAUCUUUGCCCCGUUGUCACUCUGUACCUUUGCCGUCGCUGUGCCAAUCAUAUCGGUGAUCUUGAGAACUGUGGAUUACAAUGAGAGAUCUUUUGCACUUGGAAUACAAGGUAUUUUGGUCCGAAUUAUCGGUACCAUACCGGCACCGGUGUUAUUCGGUUGGAUGUUUGACGUGAGCUGUAUUCGAUACCAGUCGGAACCUUGUGGUGCAUCGAGUGGAAGUUGCCUACUCUAUUCAAAUAAGCUACUUGCUGAUCUGUAUCUUACUUUUUCCAUCGUUGGGCAGGCAUUGUCAAUGGUGAUUCUAACCAUUGUACUGAUGGUUUACGGUGGAACCCUACAAGAUGAUCCGUUGCCCGAUGUUCCGCUGAAGGAAGUGGAUCACGUUGUUGAAGAUGGUGAAAAGACGCAAACUGAAACAGCGGCGCCUCUUCUCCAUGUACGUCCUGUUAUAAUCUCAGACAACUUAAUAUGGAUGAGCCUUCUCCUUCUUAAUCUCAUUCAAAGAUUACAUCCAGCGAUACGACAAAAUACGGUUAUGUGUUUCAUUGUCAACAGACAGUGUAUCCUUGGGUACUAUUCCACGUCAGAUGGGAGACCUCAAGAUCUCACAUCUCUCAAAAUUUUGAGCAUAGGGUACUGA
Molecule: messenger RNA, 2844 nt
Organism: Cylicocyclus nassatus
Lineage: Eukaryota; Metazoa; Nematoda; Chromadorea; Rhabditida; Strongylidae
Source: the annotation of a GenBank genome assembly